UGUACUUCCGCGUCUUUUCAAAAUUUUGACCUGGAGGCUAAACUUCCGUUUUGUAUUUCUUUUUUCUUACCCAACUCUUUCUAUUCUGAUGGAGUUAAUUUCAGUUUUUCAUUAUCACCAUCGCCACUAAGUUCCAACAUGUCAGAGAAGAAGAAGAAUAUGCGUGGAAGAGAACGUUGGGGCGAGCAAAAAGCCUCAACCUUUGGUGGAAGUGGACAUAGAGGGACGUUAUGUCAUUCUCCAAAGACGAGACUCACAAACUGAGACAGUCCCUUUUGAACUGGUACGACCUCAACCGUAGGGACCUUCCUUGGAGAUCACAUCUAUGUGAAGAUGAAGAAAAACAAGAAGAAGAAGAAGAAGUCGAAAGAAGAGCUUAUGGGGUGUGGGUUUCGGAGGUUAUGCUUCAGCAGACAAGGGUUCAGACUGUUAUUACGUAUUACAAUCGUUGGAUGCAAAAAUGGCCCACCAUUUACCAUCUUGCACUAAGUGCUUCUCUCGAGGAAGUAAAUGAGAUGUGGGCAGGUUUGGGCUACUACCGAAGAGCUCGUUUUCUUCUAGAGGGGGCAAAGAAAGUAGUUGCAGAAGGUGGCAAAAUUCCUAAAGUGGCUUCCAUGCUACGAAAGAUUCCUGGAAUUGGAGACUACACAUCUGGAGCAAUUGCUUCUAUUGCAUUUAAAGAGGUGGUACCUGUUGUUGAUGGAAAUGUGGUAAGGGUGAUUGCUAGACUAAGGGCUGUUUCUGCAAAUCCAAAAGACUCAGCGACUGUUAAGAGAUUUUGGAAAUUAGCAGCUCAGUUGGUUGAUCCUGUUCGUCCUGGGGACUUCAAUCAGGCUCUCAUGGAACUUGGGGCAACUGUAUGCACCCCUUUGAAC
Messenger RNA from Vigna umbellata (rice bean), 875 nucleotides. NCBI's taxonomy places the organism in Eukaryota, Viridiplantae, Streptophyta, Magnoliopsida, Fabales, Fabaceae. The record is from RefSeq and is a predicted model, not a curated record.